Molecule: messenger RNA, 1505 nt
Organism: Pelecanus crispus (Dalmatian pelican)
Lineage: Eukaryota; Metazoa; Chordata; Aves; Pelecaniformes; Pelecanidae
Source: RefSeq, a predicted model, not a curated record
GUGCAUUGAAUUUCAAUCCUGAUGCUGCUGAUUCCCUUCCAGGAGAAAGACAAGCUACAGAUAUAAACUGGGUAAAUAAAGAUAGGAAAGACUCUAACAGUAAUCAGAAUAGAAGUAAUUUACCAUUUCCUAGUCUCUCUUCUGAGAGAGGUACAGAUUAUGAAAGCUCUUCAACAAAGCAUCAUGGCUUUUGUAAUCCAGAAAGUCAGUAUGGGAAUUCUGAAGACUUCCACCAAUAUUUUGGUACCAGUAAAAGUUUGAAGAAUCGCAACUUGCAAAGCCAGAGGUGGCACAGAUCAAGAAAUGAUAGCACAUGUACUAGAAGUAAGAUAAAACAAAGUACUCUUGAUGCUGCUGCAGGUCCAGGAGUUUCAGAUGCUGCAAUAGUACCUGGGAGAAGAGCACCUCCUAGAGGAUAUAAUGACUUUCUCUCCUCAGAGAGUGACAGGGAGGUACCUAGUGCAGAUAGCAGAGGAGCAAAGCCAAAGAAAACACAUCUGAUGCAUGCAUCUGGAAGAGGUUUCAGGGAGAAGGCAAAGCAAGUACAUGACUGGGAAAAAAGAGUGAGCUCUAAACAGAAAGUAGAGCUGUUUGAAAAUGUUCCAUCUUUGGAUUUGACUCAGUCUGACUCUUCAGAAUCAUCUGUUGGGAAGGCAUUCUGUGAUGCACCUCUUGGUAGUGGGGAUGAGCAGAAAAGCUACAAUUUUGUAAACAAAAGAUAUCCCCGGAAGCCUGUGUGGAAUAAACCCGCAGUAGAAAAGGAGUGUCAGAAAAGACAUGAUUCACACCGUAGUAAAAAUACAAAAGUAGGUAAGAAGUCUUCUCUUGCAUAUACUCCAAAAGAUAAAAAUGAGAGGAAGAAAGAGCUCUGUGUUCACAAAAAUGAUGAAAACUUGACCAGUGAAAUCAGGCAUCAGUUGCCUGAUUCUGUCAGAUGUAAUGGAAGAAAGUUCCUGCUAAAGGGGGAUCAGGCACCUGCACUUCAUUUCAGCUGGACCCAGUACUGGAAAAAGCAAAGUGAUGUACCAAAAAACAAAGAAACUCAUACGGGGUCAUUGAUUGAACAGCUGACCACAGAGAAGUACGAGUGCAUGGUAUGCUGUGAGGUGGUCCGAAUAGUAGCCCCAGUGUGGAGCUGUCAGAAUUGUUACCAUGUAUUCCACCUGAAUUGCAUUAAGAAAUGGGCACGAUCACCAGCUUCACAAGCUGAAGAUGGUAAUAGUGGUUGGAGAUGUCCAGCUUGUCAGAAUGCUUCUACACAAGUUCCUAAAACUUACACUUGUUUCUGUGGUAAAGUGCACAAUCCUGAAUGGAAUAGAAAUGAAAUCCCACAUAGCUGUGGGGAACUUUGUGGGAAGAAGAGACAGUGUUUGGACUGUCCACAUCUUUGUAACAUGCAGUGGUCUGAGUCUGGUGUGGUGUCUGAGUCUUGGUGUGGCGUUCUUGAUGUUGCCCUUUCUCCCGUAUUUAAUCCCAUCUAUUCUGAGAAACGCUUUGCAGUUCAA